AUGUCUACCAUUACUAUCUGUGUGAACUUGGACAAGUUAUCUCACCUCCUUGAGCUUCAGUUUCCUUAUCUAAACAGGGCCAUAGCCAAGGCCUGGAUAAGCUCAUCCGUGACCAUGUUCAUCCUCCUGGGACAUGCAGAUCAUCCAGAAGUGCAGGUCCUCCUCGUUGUGACCUUCCUGGGUAUCUAUCUCAUAACCUUGGCCUGAAAUCUGGCCCUCACCUGUCUGAUCAAAAGUGACAUCCAUCUACAUACACCAAUGUACUACUUCCUCAGCAAUUUGUCCUUCAUUGAUAUCCGCUACUCUUCUGCAGUGGCUCCCAAGGUGCUCAUCGACUUCUUCCAAGAGCAGAUCAUCAUUCGUGGGCUAUGCAGCUCAGUUGUUGUUGUUGUUGUUGUUGUUGUUGUUGUUGUUGUCAGCAUGGGUCUAACUGAGUGCUUCCUCUUGACUGCUAUGGUAUAUGACUGAUAUGCAGCCAUCUCCAGCCCCUUGCUCUACACCACUGUCAUGUCCCAGGGCCUAUGUACCGGAAUGGUGGUUGGGGCAUAUAUUGGUGACUUCCUGAGCUCCCUGAUCCAGGCCACCUCCAUAUUUCGGCUCCAUGUCUAGGGACCCAACAUCAUCAACCAUUUCUUCUGCGACCUCCCUAGCACUGUCUUCAGACAAGUGGUGAAUUUCCUCAUAGUGGUAGCUGUUGGAGGGGCAUCAUUUCUCAUCCUUCUUAUCUCCUACAGUUAUAUAGUGGCUGCUGUCUUACAGAUACACUUGGGAAACUGAUGGAACGUUUCCAACAUCUGUGCUUCACACCUGAUGUUGGUGACUCUGUUGUUUGGCACAGCCUUUUUCAUGUACCUGCAAAUCAGCUCCAACUACUCAUUUGGAAAGGACAAGGUAGCAUCUGUGUUUUAUUUACUAGUGAUCCCCAUGCUGAACCCUCUCAUUUACAGUUUGAAGAACAAAGACAUCAAAGAUGCCUUGUGGAAGGUGUUAGAGAAGAAAGUGUUUUCCUAG
Molecule: messenger RNA, 1011 nt
Organism: Orycteropus afer afer
Lineage: Eukaryota; Metazoa; Chordata; Mammalia; Tubulidentata; Orycteropodidae
Source: RefSeq, a predicted model, not a curated record